This is a messenger RNA of Punica granatum (pomegranate), 2054 nucleotides long. The record is from RefSeq and is a predicted model, not a curated record. Lineage: Eukaryota; Viridiplantae; Streptophyta; Magnoliopsida; Myrtales; Lythraceae.
GAGGAGCCCAAAGAAAUAUCCGCAGCACCAUUGCCCCCAUCAAUCCAUCUCCUUCUGAACCUUGGUUUGUCACUUUCCAUCUUCCCUGCUAACCGCUAAACCUCAAAAACGUUACCCGACAGUACAGUUUCUGUCCAAUGGCAUCAGUAGUCAAUUGUUUAUUGAGAUGUAUGGGUGUGAACGUGACAUGAAUGACACACAACCUCAGCCAGCAUAGACAGGGUCGCGACUCUUCCUCCCGAUGCCUCUUCUUUCCCCCCUGCACUCACUGAGCUCCCACCUUCAUUAAUGGCUUCCCUCUCUCAUGUCUCCAUCUUCUCCGCAGCCGCCAACCUCUGCCUUCCUCCUGUCUCCUCCCACAGGGCACGAAGAGUCCCAUGUUGCCUUCCCACGAACCAGCAACCCAAUGAGCCGGCGACCGACCUCCGGGUGGUAUUCGCUGGGGGCGGCACCGGGGGCCACAUCUACCCGGCUAUCGCUAUAGCUGACGAGCUCAAGAACAAGAGCCCCGAAACCCUGAUCCUCUUCGUGGGCACACCGAAGAGCAUGGAGAGCGCCGCCGUACGAUCCGCUGGCUACAAUUUCGCCUCAAUCCGGUCCCCCCCGCUGGCCCGUCCCUUGUUCUCCCCGAAAAAUCUGUUCUUGCCCCUCCGUUUGGUCAAAUCCUUGAUCAGAAGUUACAAAAUCCUCCGGGAGUUCGAGCCGCAGAUCGUGGUGGGCACGGGGGGUUACGUCUCGUUCCCUCUCUGCCUCGCCGCGGCUCUUAAAGGGAUCACCCUUGUGAUUCAAGAGCAGAACGCGUUCCCUGGGAUCGCGAAUUGGGUUCUCUCAUACUUUGCGAAUCUUGUUUUUGUGGCGUUUAAUUCGACACUGAAUUCCUUUCCGAAGCACAAGUGUCUGGUGUGCGGGAACCCGAUAAGGCUUUCGUUGAAGCGGGACAUUUCAAAGGCGGAGGCUCGGUCAUAUUUCUUCCCAAAACUGGAAGAGAGCGAGAGGGCAGCGCCAGGGGCGAAGGUGGUGUUGGUUCUUGGAGGGUCUAUUGGGGCAAACUCAAUUAACAUUGCAAUGCUGAAUCUGUACUAUGAGAUACUGAUGGAGAAUGAGAACUUGUUCAUCAUAUGGCAAACAGGUGUAGAGUCUUUCAAUGAGAUGGACAGCCUCGUCAGAAAUCAUCCGCAUUUGUUAGUGCGACCGUUCUUGAAAUCCAUGGACUUGGCCUAUGCAGCUGCGGAUCUUCUUGUUUCUAGGGCCGGUGCUAUGACAUGCUCUGAAAUCUUGGCCACCGGAAAACCUGCUAUUUUGAUACCAUCACCAAACGUUGCAGAGGGACAUCAGUUCAGAAAUGCAUCUCUAAUGGCUGAUUUAGCCGGUUCCAGGAUCAUAAGGGAAGAUGAGCUUGACUCUAUCACCCUAAAAUCCGCAAUUGAGGAGCUUCUAGGGAAUGAGGAUCAGUUGACAGUUAUGUCGGAGAGGGCUUUGAAGGCUGCCAAGCCCAAUGCAUCAGCAGAAAUUGUAGAGCGGAUUCUCUCUCUAGUGACCUCCUCAGCAAACUAGUGGCUCGAAGUUCGUCAUAAAUGACGAAGUUCAGUCUCCAACCCACAGACAAACUUCCCUUUCCCAUGAACUUCAAUGCAGCAUCCGCAACAUUUGCAGCAGAAAAAAGAUCUUCAUUUGGUCAUCACCAUUUCCCGCGAGGAGGAUUAUUGACUCUGGGAAUUAUAUCGUUAUUCUUGUUGGAUCAGUGAUUUGUGUCCAACCAUUCUUGGUUCAUACGAAAGAACAUAUGUCCUAAGAGGAAGGCUCGCAAUAGAAAGGAAGAGUGCACACGAAAUGUACUCACCUUGAUGAUCUUUUUGCAUUUUUAUGUUUGCUUCGGCUUUGUUCACUUAAAGUAACCGGUUUUCUGGAUGUUGGUCUAGUUUUGCUUUUUUGGGUGGCUUAUGUUCUCAUUUUAAUCAUUCCCCGACCCCGGUUCGAUGUCAUACAAGUGAGGUUGUCAUUAAGGGGCUCUCGAGUCUCGACCAUUUACUAAAGCAAUCAUGAACUUUAACUUA